UGUUGCUGUAGAAAAAACGAUGACUCUUAGUAAGAGACGACGUGGUAAUACUGAAGGUCGUAAUUUGACCGAGAAGAGGAGACGCACUGAUAUAAAUGCCAAAAUUAAAACGCUCAAGGAACUGACACGCUGUACUGAAAAGAAAGACUUGGUCUCGAGCCUUGACUGUAUCAUCAGUAACAUAACGGAGAUGAAACAAUACGUAGAAGGUUUUUACUACCCCCCUCCCAUGGUGCCGCCAACGGGCAUGGGGAUGGAUUAUCGACCGGGACCAUGGAUGUACCCUUAUAAUUAUGUCCACCCACAAUACAUGAUGCCUUAUAAUUAUAACCCCUAUGUAUACGGACAAGCUACCGGCUAUGGCAACGAAAUGGUACCUGCAGCUGCAGUUCCCACUAAUCAGGGAGUCAACUAUGAACCAGAGACGGCAAACCCUAUGUAAUAAUAAGAGCGGUUCAUGUCUAAGUAUUAAAAGACAAUAAUUAUAGUA
This is a messenger RNA of Camelina sativa (false flax), 490 nucleotides long. RefSeq lists its product as uncharacterized. The record is from RefSeq and is a predicted model, not a curated record. NCBI's taxonomy places the organism in Eukaryota, Viridiplantae, Streptophyta, Magnoliopsida, Brassicales, Brassicaceae. Gene Ontology annotation, molecular function: protein dimerization activity. Gene Ontology annotation, cellular component: nucleus.